UUGGUACAUCUGGUCAAGUACGACCACCUCGAGCAGGAACCGAACGCCCCGCAGGAACAGGAACCGGACUCGGGCAAAGAGGGGGAAGAAAGCGGAACGGAAAGCUCAACCAGUCGCUAGUAAUCAACGGUCAGAGAAUGGCGUCUUCAUCGUCCACUAAAACCGAUCUGAAUCAGAUUUCGUACCUGCUGAUCACCGGCGCCUCGCGAGGAAUUGGCCAACGCAUUGCAAUCGAAACAGCGCGAAAGGUCAAACCCGGAUCCAUUGUAGUUCUACUGGCACGGUCUGCUUCCGGGCUGGAAUCGACCAAGGCGGCAAUCCUGGAAGUCAAUUCCCGGAUCACUGUGGUCACAAGUUCGGUGGAUCUGACCAACGCACCCAAACAACUACUGGAAGAAAUCAUCGAUAAAUCCUUGGCGAAGACACCGACCGGAAACUUUGGCCUGGCAGCGGUCGUUCACAAUGUCGGUACGAUUGGCAACGUGGAGCGUAAGGCAAUCGACAUGAAUGAUCGCCAGGAAUGGGAAGAGUACUUUGCUACGAACUUGUUCACGGUCGGUGUCCUGAACAGCUGCUUUCUGCUCAAGUUUAAGGACUGUGCCAAAAAGUUGGUGGUGAAUAUUACGUCGAAGGCGUGUUUGCUUCCGUUCAACAGCAUGGGAUUCUACUGUGCUGGAAAGGCUGCUCGCGAGAUGUAUUUCCGAGUGUUGGCUGCCGAGGAACCUGACCUGGUCGUCCUGAACUACUCUCCCGGUCCGGUUGACACGGAUAUGACCGUUGACAUCCAAGAUCGGUCCAACGACGAAGGCAUUCGCAACUACUUUAAGGGUCUUCGCGAUGAUAGCACCAUGCUCACCACUCAACAAACCACGGAAAAGUUUCUGAGCGUUUUAGAAGCCGGCCAAUUCAAAUCGGGAGACCAUGUUGAUUACUACGAUUGAACGAUCAAAUCAUUCCACUUGCAUAUUGUUAUUUCAUAUUUUACAUGUUGUGGUUUAUAAAGCUAUCCUUAUACUCAAUAUUGAUGUUACGAAUAAGAUGCGCAUAAUUAGCUAGAAGCAAAUAAUUUUGAUGUUUCUAUUGUACGUCGUUUUUUAGAUUGCCAUUCUACAAAUAUAAAGUGUCACUUGUCUUUUAUUUCUUUUGGUGUUACGUACAUCAUUUUGUUAUUUUAUUUGUUCGGUAAUAUUUGAAAGCACUCAAAAGAAUAUUUUUCCCUAAAAUUUAAAAGAAUUAUCACUUUUUUUCAGAAAUUAUAACAUCUUUCAAAAUUAAGCAUGUCCGGUAAAUUACACAUUUUUAAUAGACGUAAAAAACUGAAAAAUGGCGUAUAAUAGUACUGGCUUAAAGACAUUUCUCAUUGAUAUUACUUAAUAAAUGCAAAAGAAAACAGCAGAUAACUUCGAGUUUUCUUUCCAUCUA
Molecule: messenger RNA, 1422 nt
Organism: Aedes albopictus (Asian tiger mosquito)
Lineage: Eukaryota; Metazoa; Arthropoda; Insecta; Diptera; Culicidae
Product: sepiapterin reductase
Exons: 2
Coding region: 138-941 (267 amino acids)
Biological process (GO): tetrahydrobiopterin biosynthetic process; cilium organization
Molecular function (GO): sepiapterin reductase (NADP+) activity
Source: RefSeq, a predicted model, not a curated record